Rubroshorea leprosula is the source of this 1076-nucleotide messenger RNA. Lineage: Eukaryota; Viridiplantae; Streptophyta; Magnoliopsida; Malvales; Dipterocarpaceae. The record is from the annotation of a GenBank genome assembly.
AGAAAUCAAAAGUUGGAGGGAUGAAAUCCACCAAGAAAAACCAACAAAUCCAACCCAAACCCAAAGCCUUAACCCAGGGGAAGGAACGGACGAGGAGGGAGAGCGGCCGACAAAAAAAGAAAAAGAAGAAAGAAAGAGUAGAUUUUUCUCCUCUCUCGAGCUUUCUCCUUUCUAAAAAACCCUUGCCACACAAGCAGAUCAGGGAUUGGAGGAGGAUUCGGCAGCCACCAAAAAAAAAUUCCCUAGAGUCUUCUUUUCUCCAAUCGUCCACCUCUCUCUGGCCCCUCGACUUGGAUCUCACCGCCAUUGUUGCUGAUCAUCUCUGAUCUCAUUAUCUUCCCCGAUCAACACCACAGAGCCACUCUCUCUACUCAAAACCACAAAAAACCUUUUGUAUUUCUUCUCUGUAACAGCCGCACAAAAGGGGACAAAAACGCAGAAAUUCCUCCCCUUCCUGGUAUCGGUUCUGUUUCUUCUCUGCUUAUCCGAUCUUCAUGCUCCACUAGCUCCGUUCUUGAACGGAUGGCGCCACAUCCAGCAGAGAAGAGGAAACUUCACGGAAAGGGCAGGGUAGGCUUGUACAAAGCGGCAUAAAGAGGCGAAAACCUGAGAUUUUGGGGGAGAGACCGCCGACCAAAAAAAAAAAAAAAGAGAGGUGAGAUCUGGGAUUUUCGGAGAGAGCCGGCGUCAACAAAAAAGAAAAAAAAAAGGAAAAAAAGGGGAGUCUGAGAAAGGAGGAAUUCUUUUUGGGGAGUGGCGUUGAAAUGAAGGAUCAUCGAGCUUCCAGAGGAACGACUGUUUUAGGGUUUCAGAAGAGCUGCAUUUUCUGGGUCUCACUGUUGCUAGGUAUAAUCCUGAAACAGAGGUUUUUAUUUUAGGGAAAGUAGUGAAGGAGAUGAUGGGAGCUUGAUCUCGUGGGUGGGAUCCUCCCAUCAAAUCCAGAUCUGUUUUCUUCCAAAAAAAUCCGUCAUGUUUCUUUUUCAUUUUUCUGUUGAUAUUUCCUGUUUAUUUUUUUUAGAUUUGAUGUUAAGCUUGUAUAUGUUUUGCUGGAAAAUGAAUGAAAAAUCAAAGACUGU